Messenger RNA from Misgurnus anguillicaudatus (oriental weatherfish), 3266 nucleotides. It is a transcript of the gene doc2g, whose product is annotated as double C2-like domains, gamma. Lineage: Eukaryota; Metazoa; Chordata; Actinopteri; Cypriniformes; Cobitidae. The record is from RefSeq and is a predicted model, not a curated record. Gene Ontology annotation, biological process: spontaneous neurotransmitter secretion; regulation of calcium ion-dependent exocytosis; exocytosis. Gene Ontology annotation, cellular component: synapse; membrane.
AGAGAGAGAGAGAGAGAGAGAGAGAGAGAGAGAGAGAGAGAGGCGCGCGCAGAACGCGCGAGGAUAUAUUGAUACAAAGCGACGCUGGUUUCUCCUCAGUGCGUGUGAGAGAGACCAUGCGUAAGGACGAUGGAGCAUUGGAACAGAUGAAGAUUGUCAGUGGUGUUGUCCAGCGAUCCCGAUGAGUGUCUCCAAACCACCUCCGCCCCACUCCCACUUUCCCCCCAGCAACCCGUCCUCUCACCUACCACUGCCUCCCACCUCCUCAUCUUCCCUCUCUCCCUCCACCCCUUCCUCGGCUGCAGGCCCCCCCAGUCCUGCCAUGCCUCCCCCUCCCUCCCCGGUAAAGAUCUCCAUGCAGGAGCACUUUGCCAUCAACGUGUGUCCCGGCCCCAUACUCCCCAUUCCUCAGAUCUCCGACUUCUUCCCUCGCUUCCACGACUUUCCCAUCACCCCCCUUCCGCCGCGGGAAAAACAGGUACUAAAGGACAAAGACAAGGACGUUGAUGCAGAUAGAGAGAAAGACCGCAAGAGGGAGAGAGAGCAGGAGGAAGACGGAGAUUUUGCCGACUCGGAUGACGAUGACACCUACCUGGGAACUCUGGAGUUUAAUCUACUGUUUGACCAAGAAAAUAACUGCUUACACUGCACAAUUCACAAGGCCAAAGGACUGAAGGCCAUGGACUCCAAUGGUCUGGCUGAUCCAUACGUGAAACUCCACCUCCUGCCUGGAGCAAGCAAGGCAAAUAAACUGCGCACUAAGACUUUAAAGAACACGCUGAAUCCGGUGUGGAACGAGACGCUAGUCUAUCACGGCAUCACGGCUGCUGAUAUGACCACCAAAACCCUCAGGCUGUGUGUAUGUGAUAUGGAUCGCUUGGGACGGAAUGAGUUCAUAGGUGAAGUCAGGGUGGCCCUUAAGAAACUGAAGGAGGGAGAGAGCAAGCGAUACAACAUGGGACUGGAGAGAAUUGCACAGCAGACCCGGGAGGGUAACAACCAGGCAUUGGAUUCUGGGGCUCCUGUUGCAGAAGAAGAGCGUGGUCGUAUCCUGGUCUCUCUGAUGUAUGCUACGGAGAAGAAUUCACUGGUUGUAGGAAUUAUUCGAUGUGCCCAUCUGGCUGCCAUGGAUUCAAAUGGAUACUCAGAUCCCUUUGUCAAGAUUGUUCUGCAGCCCGACAUGGGGAAAAAAUCCAAAUACAAAACGUCAGUGAAGAAGAAAACUUUAAAUCCGGAGUUUAACGAGGAAUUUACCUAUGAGGUCCCACAUGAUCAGCUUGCCAAGAAAACGCUGGAAAUCUCAGUAUGGGAUUACGACCUGGGCAUGAGCAAUGAUUUUAUAGGUGGAGUUGAAUUGGGGAUUAACGCAAAAGGAGACAGAUUGAAACACUGGUUCGAGUGUCUAAAAUACAAAGGAAAGAAAGUAGAAUACUGGCACACACUGACACAGCAAGGAGCCCCGAGCAGUGACUAACACACAUUCACACAUGCAGACUAGCACACACAUGGACACCUUUAUUACCUUCUGAUAAAUAAUACAAAAAAUAAUGGAGUAAUAAUGAUAAUGCAAUAAUGCUUAUUGUGAGAAUGAUGGUUAGUGGGGGUAAAGCAUAAUAACCAGAUAUCUCAGUCUGUCCUUCUCAGUCUUUUGUGAUGAGAGAGAAAAAGCAUCGGGUGAUCGGAUUGUGACAUACUGUACGACCACAUUGACCCCCUUUUCUGGUCUAUCCGUCACUUACGUGAAGUCGUACCGUGUUGUGACUAUGCCACAGGAGAUCAUGCCAUAUUGUUUCAUUUAUUAAAAAUGUGUGUAAAGCAUCCUGGUGUUUGUUAAAGGUUGUGAUGCUGUAAUUUUGCACACUGUCGAAGCACAACACAUCCAACUGACUGUAAACGUCUACUGUAUGUGUACUCGUGUAUUACCUUUUUGUCAUGUUUACAGUCUCCUCCAGCCUGACAAAAACGGAAAGCAAAAAUCGGAAGAAUGUUAACCGUCUCUGGAUUUAAUCUGCAUCGCAAUCUGCACAACUAUUCGUGUGUAUGCGUGAAUGUCCCCGUCUGUGUUUUUGUCUAUUUGUGAGUUUGUGUUGAAUAUUUGUACAGCGCUGAUGCACGUUGACGGACUGUCGCACCUUCUCUCUGGCGCCCUCUACUGGUUGAGAGCUCUGAUUGCAAGCACCACAGGUGUUACAUGCAAGGACAAAUGUACUGUUUUGGAGGUCGAAUCUUUCGUCUCUGAAAGGCCUCAUGCACAACCGCACACGACCCAACGGGUAAAUCAGCAAUCAAAUGAAACCUUUGAAGGAUAAACUAUCGGGAUGUCUUUUGGUCACAUGAGCGCAGAAUAGCUGACAUUCUCUCUGAUGAGACCUUGUAAUAUUAUGCACAUGUCUUUAUUUCAAUACGUUUUUUUACAGUUGCUUACUGUUGACAAGUGCUAUGGACAACGAGGUCAACUGUACAUGGAGUGGUGGAGAUCCAUGGGAAUUUCGGCUGUACUUGUAUCCAUGUGAUUGCAUUUAUAUCUGUAUUCCGAUUCAAGUUAUGUACCAAUACUAUUUAUUUGAAAUGAUUAAGUGCAGCAUUCUCUCUUUUUGUUAAAGACAGAGUGCUACCUCAGUUUUAUAACAUGUUGAGUGCAUUCACAUGUAUGAUGUUACGCCUAAUACCACGACAACACCAACACAUGAACACCUUAAACCAAGGUUGUGUGUUUGCUCUUUAUUUCAACCCAUUACUCUUUGCAUGUAAACUUUUUCACCAAAGUUUUUACAUCAAAACUGGAGAUAUUUUUAGUACAUGUAAAUGCACUCUAUUUACAAAUAUUCACAGCAAAAAAUAACAAUUGAGUUAACUGUCCUUUCAUGGCUGCGUUUUAAAUUUGAGUUUUGGUCUGAAUGCCAUAUACUUCAGAAAUGUUAUGCUAAGCAACUGCAUGCCAAAUGAAUGUCACAUUACUGUAAGCUUUGAUGGUUGUAAUCUAUCAUCAGACCCAUCUAAGGAUAUUUGUUUUUGCUCAGUGAACUGGGACAAUCCCGAGUACCUUUAAUGAACCAGCGUGGCAUUUAGAUAAUAGACUGGCAUAUCCUGCCAACCGAGAUGGGACUCGAGGGGGAGUUAAUGAACAAAGGGUCAAACUGAAGGAGGAUUAUUCAAGUGUCGAUCACGUGUCCUUGUUGACUGUCUGUGUGACUCAUGUGACGUGACUGCCAUCGUGUGUCGGUCUUUGUAAUUGCGUCUUGAAAAAUAAACUGGAGCAAAAAGUG